This is a messenger RNA of Leptinotarsa decemlineata (Colorado potato beetle), 662 nucleotides long. RefSeq lists its product as uncharacterized. Lineage: Eukaryota; Metazoa; Arthropoda; Insecta; Coleoptera; Chrysomelidae. The record is from RefSeq and is a predicted model, not a curated record.
UAUUACUAUGGAUAACACAGACUGGCGGGGUAGAGUUAAUUUCACGAAGCCAGGUUUCAAUUUGACUGAACAAAUAAAUGAUCUCACUGUGUACUGGACUGCUGAUCAAGUUGGUUUCAGCUUCACUGGAUUAGGAGAUAUGAUAGAAGAAUCCCUUUCAUCGACUUUGGGGCUCAUACUCAAAACUUUCCUGAACUCUGGGGCACUGGGAAACAAACUAGGGGUUUUUUUCCAUAACAGGCUGAACACAAACUAUUUUCAACAAAAUGAGAAGAUUGAUGCUAUCCUUGAAUUUUGUCGAACUACUCCUUAUCCAGGUGGUCUUAAACCGAAACCAUAAAUCUGAUUGUGAUUAUCAUUAACUUUACGAUUAUAAAUGGAGUAUGCUGUCAUCGAAACUUUGGAUAUUGAUAUCGAUCAAAUCACCAUUUGAUGCUACGUUAUUUUUGAUUGAUGAAACGAUAGGAUGAAUGUAUUGCAAAAUAUUUUUCAAUUACUUAAUCUUCACAGUAUACUAGGGAACCGAUACGGAUUCGCCCAGAUAGCGAACAUGUAUAUUCUUAAAUUUUUUUUCGACAGUGGCAUGUCAACUUGGCCUUGAAAAAUAUUCUAGUUUCCACUCGAAAGGCGUGCUUUUGAAAAUAUACCAUUUUUAAAAACAA